UUUUAAAAGGGUUGAUUUAUGAGCCAAGUUAAGCUGCCUAUUAAUGGUACUAAACUUGCUCCCUUAAUUUUUUUUAUAAAAUAAAGAUUGUAGCCCAUGAAACGUAAAAUGUUUAUUAUUUUAUUCAUUUUUUUUGAAAUAAUUCUUUAUUGAGCGUUUUGAUCAGUGCAAGCGUAAAAUCGAACUUUCGAAACUAACGAAAAGAGUAAACAAAUAUAUUCUGGGAAAAGGCAGUACACUUUAAGAUAGUUUUUGAAGGAGAGCAUAUUUUUUUGUGAACAAAUAUUUAAGAAUUUAAAGAUGCCUACAUUUGCCAAAAACCAUGAAGAAUGUAGAAAAUCUGUUUGUGUUAUCUGUAUGAAGAAAGGUGAUCAAGAAUUGACUGAAAACUUCAAAGCUAAAAUUCUUCAACAAAUUCAGAAAGAAAUCAACUUCAAUGAUGACAGAGUACCAUUGGCGACCUGCAUCUCCUGCAGAUCUCACAUUGGAAAGCUGUGUGAUGGUAAAACAAAUGUUGUGCCUCAGAUUUAUGACUUUGAAUCAAUUUCGAUCAAGCCUCUUACUCGUUUUUCUACAGUCUGUGAGUGCUUGAUUUGUAAGAUUGCCAAACUCAAGGGAAAAGAAAGGCAUCCAUUAAGCAAGGUUCAAGAUUCAGCACCAAAAUUUCCCCAACAAUCUUCGCAAAAUGCAGAAAAACAUUGUACUAAGUGCUUGUCAGUUAUUGGUCGUGGGCUUCCUCAUUACUGCACUCCUGGAACACGCCAUGAAAAUUUGAGAAGAAUGGCUGCCUCUGAUCCCAUUGGUGCAGAGCAAGUUGCAGCAACAGUUUUGGCAUCAAAAAGUGCAUCUCCUCAUGGCACCAUCAGACUCAGUCAACCUUGUGGAAAGUUAUUGCCAUUGAGAAAAGGACCUUCAUCAGCACAGCAACUUUUCAAAGAGCCUCUCACAACGCAGAAUAUGGUUCAAAUUCAGCAGAAUAUAGGACUUUCAAACAAUGGGAUGAGAAAACUUGGAUCGGCACUAAAUCAAAUCAGUCCUAUCAGAUUGGUGGAACCAAGUUUUCAGCAAAAAUUCGCUCAAGCAGGCCAAAAACUUUGUGAUCUCUUCACUGUGAGCAGCAUCACUCUUGCUGAAAACAAUCAAUUAUCCCAAGUUGUGCAUUGUCAAAACCUCAGUAGUCUUAGUGAUGUCUUCUUAGCAUCAAGAAAGAUGACAGAUUCUGCAAUUUUGAAACUAGGGAUUGAUGGUGGAGGAUCUUUUUUAAAAGUCAGCUUCACACACAUCAUUGUGGAUGAAGGUGAGACACCGCCACAUAGCCCACUGCAGAAAACAAUCAAAUUGAUGUCUCCACAAACAACUAAAUCAACAAGUGUCAAGCAGCAACUACUGGUAGCAAUUGCACAAAACACUCCAGAGAACUACCAUAAUGUGAAGGCAAUUUUUGACCUCAUCCAAGUACAAGAGAAAUGUCAGAUGGAUUCUCUGGUCAUAUCAUGUGACCUAAAGUUGGCAAAUAUUCUGUGUGGCAUUCAAUCCCAUAGCAGCAAACACCCAUGUUGUUGGUGUGAUGUUUCGUCUUUAAACCUCCAAAACUGUGGAAGUCCUCGAACUUUUGGCGAGAUUAGGAGACAACAUUUUGAAUUCAUCAACGCAGGAGGAGAUACAAGAAAAUCAAAGGAGUUCAAAAAUGUCAUUCACGUACCAUUGGUUGAUUUUCCUGAUCACAAGCUUGUGCUUGAAGCUAUCCCUCCAAUGGAGCUCCAUUUGUUACUUGGAGUAGUAAACCAUUUGUAUAAAAAUCUUUGCAAAAUUUGGCCAGGGGCCGAGAAAUGGCCAGCUUCAUUUCAUAUUCCUAUUCAGCCCUACCAUGGUGGACAUUUCAAUGGGAAUGACUGCAUGAAGCUCUUGAGAGGUUUAGACAAGUUGCAAUUGGUCACAGGAUACAACAAUUUUAGUCAAGCUCAUGACGUCAUGCAAACACUUGCACUAUUUAAAGAUGUGGUCAUUUCUUGCUUUGGCAAUAAUUUGGAUCCUGAUUAUAAAUCGAAGAUCUCCAAGUUCAAACAAAGCUACAUCCGCCUACCCAUUUCAGUUACUCCAAAAGUACAUGCAGUGUUUUACCAUGUACCUCAGUUCAUCAAAAUCAAGAAAACAGGAUUGGGUCUCUUCAGUGAGCAGGCAACAGAAGCUCUGCACUCCAAUUUCAAAGUUCAUUGGGAGAGAUACAAACGAGAUUCCUCACAUCCAGACUAUGCCAGCCAACUCCUGAAGUGUGUGAUCGAAUACAACAGCAAGAAAAUCUAGAUCUAAAGAACAGUGUUAAAAAAAUUCUAAGAAUACUCCUAACAGAUUUGUGAUAUUUUAGUGCCUUUAUUUUGUUCCAGAUGAUUCGUCUCUAGAGAGCAUUAUAAUUUUUAAUGGAAUUAUAGAAAUUGUUGUUUAUCUUCUAAAUGCGAUCAUUAAGAAAAUAAAUGAAUAAAAUAAAAAAG
This is a messenger RNA of Hydra vulgaris (swiftwater hydra), 2489 nucleotides long. RefSeq lists its product as uncharacterized. The record is from RefSeq and is a predicted model, not a curated record. NCBI's taxonomy places the organism in Eukaryota, Metazoa, Cnidaria, Hydrozoa, Anthoathecata, Hydridae.